AUGGCCUGCUUUCACUGGCCAGAAUUUUUCCUCAAAAGCUCGAACAUGCCUUCGCACAAGUCGUUCCGUACCAAGACCAUCCUCGCCAAGAAGAUGAAGCAGAACCGCCCGAUUCCCCAGUGGAUUCGCCUCAAGACGGGCAACACGAUCCGCUACAACGCCAAGCGCCGCCACUGGCGCCGCACCAAGCUCGGCUUGUAA
This is a messenger RNA of Saprolegnia diclina VS20, 201 nucleotides long. Its product is annotated as 60S ribosomal protein L39. Lineage: Eukaryota; Oomycota; Saprolegniomycetes; Saprolegniales; Saprolegniaceae. Gene Ontology annotation, molecular function: structural constituent of ribosome. The record is from RefSeq and is a predicted model, not a curated record. The transcript is spliced from 4 exons. Bases 1 to 201 code for a protein of 66 amino acids. Gene Ontology annotation, cellular component: ribosome; cytosolic large ribosomal subunit. Gene Ontology annotation, biological process: translation.